CAUAUUACGGCGCGUAAAAUUCUAACAUUUCGGUGCCUCCCUACGCCACAGUCCUCGAAGCGGAAAAGCUCCGACAAGAAGCAAAGCAGCGAACCAAGUGAGAGUCAAAAGCUUCGAAAUUAAGAAUGACCAAGGAGCUGACUGACACCGGAGUACUGCCUCUAAUGGAGCUGGACCUGAAUGCUUUCAUUCACGCACACCUCUCCAGCGGCGACGACGACGACGAUGACGACCCCUCAUUUCCUCACCGUACCAUAGACGAGAUUCUAAAGGAAUCUGGUUCUCCACCAUCAUCUCCUCCUCAUUCCCCGCCGUACGGUGGCGAUCGCGCCGUUGCCACAAGGGACGGCAAUUCAACUGUUAUGGACGACACGGAUGCUGAUUAUCAGGUUGCAUCAAUAAACGUCGGAGAUGGAGUUUGGGCGAGAGAUAGAAUUCGGGAUGAUGUCCCAGAUAAUGAUGAGUUUCGUAUAACUAAAGGUCUGAAAUGCGUAGCAGAACAGAGGUCCGUGGAUGAUGUGAAUUUCGACGAGAGCACUACAAUUCUCCCGCCGGUGGAAGCUAACGAUGGAAGCGUGUCUGAUUAUGCUGAAAAAAAUGUUUGUUCGACGGAACUACGCCCAUCAAUCCUGGAUGUCGAUGAAUCAAAUGAAGGGGCUAUUCCGAGUUCGUCCGAACCUGACAAUGAUGGAUCUGCUGUGGACUAUGGGAGCCUGGAGUGGGAAACUCAAGAUUUCAAGAAAUGUCUUCAACAGUCAAAAGAUACGGAGGUGGAUCUUGUCAUUAAGGAUCCCAGUGUUGUGAACGAUAUCAGUGAAUUGGGGGAGACAACUGAGCAUAUGGACGACUCGACAAUUAGUGAACAAGCAGAAAUGAUGCUCCUGCCCUCCACUAAUCCACUCGAAGCGGCUGAAGAAAUUGAAAAGAAGCAGGCUUUCACUGCUUUGCAUUGGGAAGAAGGCGUUGCUGCUCAACCAAUGAAGCUCGAAGGUAUUAAGGGGGGUUCAACUACAUUGGGGUACUUCGACAUUCAAGCUGACAAUAGUAUUUCAAGAACUAUUUCAUCACAUUCAUUCAAGCGUGAGCAUGGUUUUCCCCAAGUCUUGGCUGUUCAUGCUAAUUAUAUUGCAGUUGGAAUGUCAAAAGGCAAUAUUGUUGUGGUGGCUAGUAAAUACUCAGCUCAAAAUGGCGACAACAUGGAUGCGAAGAUGCUACUGCUUGGAUUACAAGGAGAUAAAUCAACUGCACCAGUAACAUCUCUUUGCUUUAAUCUGCAAGGGGACCUGCUCCUAGCUGGUUACAACGAUGGUCAUAUUACAGUCUGGGAUGUGUUGAGGGCAUCAGCAGCAAAAAUCAUUUCGGGAGAACACACAUCACCAGUUGUUCAUUCGUUGUUCCUUGGGCAGGAUGCUCAGGUUACUCGACAAUUUAAAGCAGUUACUGGUGAUAGCAAGGGUCUGGUUUUGUUACAUACGUUCUCAGUGGUUCCUCUGCUAAAUAGAUUCUCCAUUAAAACUCAGUGUCUUCUUGAUGGGCAAAAAACGGGGACUGUUCUAUCAGCUUCAGCACUUCUUUUGAAUGAAUCCUGUGGAAGUUCUUUGCCACCAACUCUUGCAAACGUCGCAGUCUCAACCAGCAGUAUUGGGAGCAUGAUGGGAGGGGUUGUUGGAGGAGAUUCAGGCUGGAAACUCUUUAAUGAAGGUUCUUCUUUGGUUGAAGAAGGUGUGGUCAUAUUUGCUACCCAUCAAACUGCUCUGGUGGUGAGGCUGAGUCCCACUUUGGAAGUGUAUGCUCAGCUCUCCAAGCCGGAUGGUGUUCGGGAAGGUUCUAUGCCUUACACUGCGUGGAAAUGCUCACAGUCUUUUGAAACUUCACCUUCUGAGGCAGUAGAAAGGGUUUCUUUGCUUGCAAUUGCCUGGGAUAAAAUGGUUCAAGUAGCAAAGUUGGUGAAGGCAGAGCUUAAAGUAUGUGGCAAGUGGUCCCUUGAGAGUGCAGCCAUAGGUGUGGCAUGGUUAGAUGACCAGGUUCUUGUCGUUCUCACAAUAACAGGACAACUCUUUUUGUUUGAGAAGGAUGGAACUAUGAUUCACCAGACAAGUGUUUUUGUAGAUGGGUUUGAUAAGGAAGAUUUCAUUGCAUAUCACACCCACUUUGUGAAUGUUUUGGGCAAUCCUGAGAAGGCAUAUCACAAUUGUGUUGCUGUUAGAGGAGCUUCUGUAUAUGUAUUGGGACCUAUGCAUCUUAUUAUUUCCCGUCUCCUUCCAUGGAAGGAGCGGGUUCAGGUUCUAAGGAAAGCAGGAGACUGGAUGGGUGCCCUUAGCAUGGCAAUAACCAUUUAUGAUGGCCAAGCUCAUGGUGUUAUUGAUCUCCCUAGAUCGUUGGAGUCUUUGCAGGAGUUGGUAGUGCCCUUUCUGAUUGAGUUGCUGUUAUCGUACGUGGAUGAAGUGUUUUCAUAUAUAUCAGUGGCAUUUUGUAACCAAAUUGAAAAGAAUGAAAAAUCGGUUGAUGUAACUAGUGGAGGCCAUUCUGCACAUUCUGAAAUAAAAGAGCAAUAUAAUCGUGUUGGUGGAGUUGCAGUUGAGUUUUGUGUCCAUAUCAGGAGGACAGAUAUUCUCUUUGAUGAAAUUUUCUCCAAAUUUGUGGCCGUUCAACAGAGAGAUACAUUUUUGGAGCUUCUGGAACCAUAUAUAUUAAAGGACAUGCUUGGAUCGCUGCCCCCGGAGAUUAUGCAAGCUUUGGUAGAACAUUAUAGCCACAAAGGAUGGUUGCAGCGUGUAGAACAAUGCGUUCUUCACAUGGAUAUUUCUUCCUUAGAUUUUAAUCAGGUUGUUAGGUUAUGCCGGGAUCAUGGAUUGUAUAGUGCACUGGUGUACCUUUUCAACAAGGGAUUGGAUGAUUUCAGGACACCAUUAGAGGAGCUGUUGGCAGUGUUACAGACCAGUAAAAGUGAACGUGCUUCUGCCAUAGGGUAUAAGACACUUGUUUAUCUGAAAUAUUGCUUUUCAGGACUUGCUUUUCCACCAGGCCAAGGAACUCUUGCUCAUUCGCGCGUGCAAUCUCUUAGAGAUGAACUGCUACAAUUUUUGUUGGAGAAUUCUGAUUCAGUGGAUACAAGAUCAAUUUCAAAUAAAUCAUCUGAAAUUGGAUAUCUAAAGCUAUACCAUCUCUUAGAGUUAGACACUGGAGCUACUUUAGAUGUUUUGAGAUGUGCUUUUGUUGAAGGUGAAAUUCCCAAAACCAAUUCUUCUCCGAAUGGUUUAGAUGAUGUAAGUAUGCAGGUGCAAGAAGAAAAGAACUCAACUUCUGGAAGAAAGAACGUUCUAAUUCAAAGUAUAGUAGAUGCUCUUGUUCAUGUUCUCGAUCAAGCUAUCUGUCAAACAGAUAGGUCUGCAGGUGGCGAAGACAUUGCACUGGUUGGAGACUGGCCAUCGAAGAAGGACUUAGUUCAUUUGUUUGACUUUGUUGCAAAUUAUGUUGCAUGUGGAGGGGCUACUGCCUCUAAAGUCAUAGUUGGUCAGAUUUUGGAACACUUGAUAUCCAAUAGUGAUAUUCCAGAAACAGAGAAUGAUUUUCUACCUAAGGUUACUGCAAAUAGUGUACAUUCUAGAAAAAGAGAAAAGCAAGUGCUUUCCCUCUUGGAGGUGGUACCUGAGACCCACUGGAAUGCGUCUUCUGUGUUAAGCAUGUGUGAGGAAGCACAAUUUUUCCAGGUUUGUGGUCUAAUUCACAGCAUCAGACACCAGUAUGCAUCCGCUCUGGAUAGCUACAUGAAAGAUAUAGAUGAACCCAUUCAUGGCUUUGCCUUUAUCAAUAGAACAUUACUGGAGCUGAACAAUUAUGAACGGACUGAAUUUCAGGCCGUGGUCAUUUCUCGAAUUCCAGAGCUUUUUAACUUGAACAGAGAGGGAACGUUCUUCUUGGUCAUUGACCAUUUCAACAAUGAUGCUUCAGACAUUCUUUCGCAGCUCCGCACUCAUCCAAGAAGCCUAUUUCUGUACUUGAAAACUCUCAUUGAGGUUCACCUAUCUGGAAGCCUGAACUUCUCUUGCUUAAGGAAAGAUGAUAUUUUUGGGCUCAACUAUUCAACUAAAGGACUGGAUGAUUACUUGCGAAAGCUCUCUGAUUUCCCUAAAUAUUUGUCUAACAAUCCUGUUGAUGUGACUGACGAUAUAAUUGAGCUUUAUGUGGAGCUACUUUGUCAGUAUGAACGUGAAUCGGUUCUCAAGUUUCUGGAGACUUUUGAUAGCUACCGCGUGGAGCACUGUUUACGUCUCUGCCAACAAUAUGAGGUUAUUGAUGCUGCAGCGUUCUUAUUGGAGAGGGUUGGUGAUGUUGGUAGUGCUCUUUUCUUAACACUGUCUAGCCUUGACAAAAAAUUUAAUGACCUAGAGGCUGCUGUGGAAAGCAUAGUUGCUAAUGGUGCUUCAAGUGGUUCUAAUGAUCCACGACAUUUCAACUCUGUUUUAAAAUUGCAAGAGGUGAAUGAUAUAGAUGUUUUAUUGCAUGCCUGUAUUGGACUGUGCCAGCGAAAUACUCCUCGUUUGAACUCUGAGGAGUCAGAGACACUUUGGUUCAAAUUACUUGACUCGUUUUGUGAGCCUUUAAUUGAUUCAUAUAAUUAUAGAACUCCUGCUUUUGGAGAAAAUCAAGUUCAAUUCUUAAACGAGUCAUCAGGUUUGCAAAAGGAUAAAGAGGCACGCAUAGUUACAUGGAGAAUCUUGAAGUCCGAUAAAGCUGCUCAUAUAUUAAAGAGACUGUUCUCUCGUUUUAUCAAAGAGAUAGUUGAGGGGAUGAUAGGAUAUGUUCAUCUUCCAAUUAUCAUGUCCAGACUCCUCUCUGACAACGGUAGUCAAGAAUUUGGUGAUUUUAAACUCACUGUACUUGGGAUGCUUGGGACAUUUGGCUUUGAAAGAAGAAUUCUGGAUACUGCCAAAGCUUUGAUAGAGGAUGACACGUUCUACACCAUGAGCUUACUAAAGAAAGGGGCAUCUCAUGGAUACGCUCCCCGGAAUCUUGUCUGUUGCAUAUGUAAUUGCCUUCUUAUCAAAAGUUCAUCAAGUUACAGAGUACGAGUUUUUAACUGUGGUCAUGCAACUCAUCUUCAAUGCGAAGUUCUUGAUAAUGAGGCUUCAGGUGGUGACUUCUCAUGCCCUGUAUGUAUCCAUAGCAAUCAAUCUCAACGGCCUAGAGGCAAAGCACUCACGGAGUACAGUUUAGUGAAUACAUUUUCAUCAGGAACUCAAUCAUUGUCAGGAGCUUCCGUUCAAUAUCCACAGGAAACAGAUUUAUUGGAGCUCCCGUACACUCUUCAGCAGAUACCACGGUUUGAGAUCCUGACUAACUUACAGAAAAACCAGAGAGUAAUAGAGAUAGAAAAUGUGCCUCAGCUGAGGCUUGCACCACCAGCCGUCUACCAUGACAAGGUCACAAAAGGGUAUCAUCUUUUAGUAGGAGAAAGUAGCAGUGGAAUAGAAAAACAAAAUAAGAGCAAGCAACUCAGGGAAGUAAAAGUGAAGAGACCGUCCUCUCUUCGAUUCCCUCUAAAAGCAAGUUUAUUUGGAAAAGAGAGGACUACGAAAUCUUGACAGAGAAUGGAGUGACUAUUCAAACCCGUGCGAGAAAGGUUCUUUUGGUUAGUUGUAACUAUCUUCCUCUCAGUCUUUUCAAGGGAAGAAUAAAAUUUUGUAUCUGUAAAUACAUAUAGAAAGGUAGUUCAUAUGCAACACAUCUUAUUUGUUAAUGGAAAUGGUAUGAGCUAUCAAUUGAAUUCA
This is a messenger RNA of Momordica charantia (bitter melon), 5771 nucleotides long. The record is from RefSeq and is a predicted model, not a curated record. NCBI's taxonomy places the organism in Eukaryota, Viridiplantae, Streptophyta, Magnoliopsida, Cucurbitales, Cucurbitaceae.